UUUUUCCGGGUACCCGUGAGUCGGUUGGGGGAGGGCAUCCUCUCUCACCCUGGCCGCUCAUUCUGAGACCCGGGGCUGUCUGCUGAAUGAAUUCUGCCGGAAAAUGGAACACUCCAGUUUUCUGGCCGGCCUGACACUGUCUGUCCUUCUCUCCCAAGUGAGUCCCUACAAGAUAUCCGUGGAGGAACUGGAGGACAAGGUGUUGCUGAGUUGUAACACUAGCAUCAUAUGGAUGGAGGGAACGAUGGGAACGCUAUUUCGCAACGAUACAAAUCUGGACCUGGGAAAACGCAUCCUGGACCCACGAGGAGUGUAUACGUGCAAGAGGCCAGACGAACAAGACAAGAUACCUUACACGCAAGUAUAUUAUCGAAUGUGUCAGAACUGUGUGGAACUGGACUCAGGCACCCUGGCCGGCAUCAUCAUCACGGACAUAUUCGCCACUCUUCUCCUCGCUUUGGGGGUCUAUUGCUUUGCGGGAUAUGAGACCGGAAGGCUCUCUAAGGCCGCUGACACUCAAGCUCUCCUGGGAAAUGACCAGCUCUAUCAGCCCCUGCGAGAUCGGAAUGAUGCUCAGUACAGUCAUCUUGGUGAAAACUGGCCUCGGAAGAAGUGAACCGGAGACCGGUGGCUUAUAGGAGUAUC
Messenger RNA from Panthera uncia (snow leopard), 645 nucleotides. Its product is annotated as T-cell surface glycoprotein CD3 delta chain. Gene Ontology annotation, molecular function: transmembrane signaling receptor activity. The coding region runs from base 104 to 616 and encodes 170 amino acids. Gene Ontology annotation, cellular component: membrane; external side of plasma membrane; alpha-beta T cell receptor complex. The record is from RefSeq and is a predicted model, not a curated record. Gene Ontology annotation, biological process: positive thymic T cell selection; cell surface receptor signaling pathway. Lineage: Eukaryota; Metazoa; Chordata; Mammalia; Carnivora; Felidae. The transcript has 5 exons.